Zingiber officinale is the source of this 504-nucleotide messenger RNA. RefSeq lists its product as uncharacterized. The transcript is spliced from 2 exons. The record is from RefSeq and is a predicted model, not a curated record. Lineage: Eukaryota; Viridiplantae; Streptophyta; Magnoliopsida; Zingiberales; Zingiberaceae. The coding region runs from base 1 to 504 and encodes 167 amino acids.
AUGGGGCACCGAAUUGCGGAUUGUCCUGAACCCAAGAAACAAAGGGUGGUAUCAAAUUCUGUUGCAAUCAAGAAUAAACCAAAGGAGAAUAAGCCCAAUGCUCGGGUGUUCGCUAUUACUCAAGAAGAGGUGGACAACGCAAGCGAUGUGGUGGCAGGACUCAGAGUUGAAAUACUUAGUGAACUAUAUAGAGUAGCUAUGCCCACUAAUAAGGCCAUUGAAACUCAUAAGUUGCAUCAAAGUUGUCAGGUCAGUAUUGGUAAUCAUACAUUUGAAGUUGAUCUGAUUCAACUAAACAUGGUUGAGUUCGAUGUCAUUCUUGAAAUUGAUUGGUUGGCCAAGAACCACGCAUUAGUGGAUUGCUACAGGAAGAGCGUCAAACUUCGGACUCCAAGCCAAGAAAAAAUCAUCUACCAUGACAAGGCCAAUGAAAAGAGAUUUCUCCUGCCCACAUCUCAGACUUUGAAAGCCAUGAGGAGUGGUGAUGGAAUCUAUCAGCUAUGA